UGUUUAAAAAAAUUUGAGAAAAUGGCGCUAAUUCCAGAAACUGGCGAUCCCAGUCCAAUAGAAAUAAACUGUGAUUUGGGGUCGGAUUUGAAGGACGGGGAUAUUAUUACAACGGUUCCCGGCGACGGUGGGGUAUCAGAGGAGCGGGAUCACAAGCUCCAUUGUUACUCGAAGCGCUCGGUUGCAGAGCUCCUUGAAAAGUACCGAGGGCUGCUGAAGGGAGGGCAAGACCGAAAAGCUCAGUUUUCCAGGGAUCAUUUACUUCAGGAACUACAGCUGCACUUUGAUGCUGCUGUUCAAGAGAAUAUUACCAUCAAUGGUGAAACUUGGGAGGGUGCUUCAGAAGAGCAGCCCACAAAUGAUGCUGAUAACAAGUCUCUUGAUGACUUGUUGGACGAACAUAUUUUGGAGACUGUUCUCAGACGCAAACACUAUCCAAAAAAAAUCCUCCCAUAUGUAGUGAGGAGGUUGAAAGCUGAACGGGAAAUGAUGGGAUUGUACCAGCAAGUAGUUACACCACACAAAAUAACAAGCGAUCCAGAACAAGAUGUCAUAAUGACAAAUGUGUUGGCUUCUGCGCCUGGAAUGGCCAAGCAGGCCAGCACAGUCAUGAAGUCCUUGCAAGCUUUGCUUCAGAGAGCGGAAGGGUUGUCCCAAGUUAUGAAAAUGGAGCCUGAUAUCAAGCUCCCCAAGGCACUCCAAGCAGUUUUCGAACAUGAGAAAACAGAGGACAAAUGUAAUAGUCCGCUGGAGGUGACUCCCACAGAGAGUGGCACAAAGAAGUCUCUAAAGAUUACAUGCCCGUUGAAAAGAAAAUCUGUGGAGACAGAGAUGCGGGCAAUGUACCCUCAGAGAUCAAAGAGACAAAUCAGUCUUAACGGAAGCUAAAAAUAAAUUGUCCAUGUUAAACUUUACAGAUGAAACCCUUACAGAUAUUCAAGAAGAAAAGACAAGAAUGGAAAGGAAAAUAUACACCACUGCUUGUGUAAAGAUGUCACAUAUCCAUUAACAGUAGUGUUCAUUGCUUUACACAACUCCCAAGCAUUGGCUUUGUAAUUUUAACCUUGGCGUUUUUUUGCCAUUUUUUUGUACAUAAAUAUAUAAAGCUAUAUGUAAAUGAUGCGCUUUUUUCAGGGGGUAUGCUUUUAAAGUGUUUGACAAUUUGUAUAGGAUCUUGCACAUGUGUAUAUAAACCAUUAAAGCUGUUUUUUAAAUAUAUUUUUACACAAUUUUUUUUUUUUUGUAAUAACUGUCAAUCUGUUCUGUUUUAUAUAUUAUUGUUUCUUCAGACCUCAUGUAAAUGGCCUUUUAAUUUUUAGGCAUGGGGGGACAACAAAAUUACAAAAAACAAUGUUAAAAUGAACAAGACAAGUGGUAAACCUUUCUUUACUGAAACUCUUUUUGAUUCUGUAUUGUAAAUACAAAUAUGUAAAGGUCUCAUCUUCCAUCUUGUCUGCUUUAUAUUUUCCUGAAAUCAUAUUUUUUUGUUGUUUUUUUCCUUUUUUUGUCGCUUUUAGAUAUGCUAAAAAAAAGUCUGUCCAUUUUGUAAAUAUCCUUGUGCUGAAAUAAAAACAUAAAACAAUUCCA
This is a messenger RNA of Polyodon spathula (Mississippi paddlefish), 1587 nucleotides long. Its product is annotated as kinetochore-associated protein NSL1 homolog. NCBI's taxonomy places the organism in Eukaryota, Metazoa, Chordata, Actinopteri, Acipenseriformes, Polyodontidae. Gene Ontology annotation, cellular component: kinetochore; MIS12/MIND type complex. The transcript has 6 exons. The coding region runs from base 22 to 888 and encodes 288 amino acids. The record is from RefSeq and is a predicted model, not a curated record. Gene Ontology annotation, biological process: mitotic sister chromatid segregation.